GGCCGGGAGGAGCCGCGGCCUGUGAGUGGUCGUGGUUGCUGCUGCCCGGUGUUUGAGAUGAUGCUGUCGGUCAGUCAGCCCCAGUGGGUCGGGGGUGACCAUUGGGCCCAGUGAGUGCCGCAGCUUUGACCCGGAUCAGCCUGAAUAACACCGAGUGAGGGACCAUUUACCUUCAGAAGAACCCUUUGGUCUUUAGGGCAUCUCAGGAUGUGCCAGAGAGCAGAAAUGAAGAAUGUGCUGCAGAGAGACUGGGAGCAGGGGAAUCGUACAAAACCUUCAGUUGUCAGCAGAGAUGGUCUCACUCCAUCAUGAAGCUCAUCAAUUGGCCUGACUGACCCAGUUCAGAAUGAUGUUGAAGGAUGAAAAAGACCAUCUAAGAUCAUAGCUCCCUGGUUAUUGAGCUGGAUUUUAACACCAUCCACAUCUUGAGGAGCAGGAGGAGCUGAAAGAUUCCCAGCUGAGCUGCAACAUGGCCUACAAUUGCAGGAAGUUUUACAAAAGGAAAAAGUUUUUCCUUGUCAUCUGUUGUUUCGUACUUCCCUUAUACUUUCUGUACAGUCACAGCCUGGUGAAGGAAGGACCUCAGUCUUUGAAGAAAACCUGUAGCUGUGAGACCUGUAUUUCAGACCGAGGUAUCUCUCGUUGGUUUGAUGUGCGGUUUAAUUCAAGUAUUCAGCCACAGUUAACCAGGAGGAAUGAAAAUAUCCCUCAGGACAUCCUCCUGUGGUGGUUGGGGUUACAGUCCAGGCAUCCGAGGCUGAGUAUGAUGUACAGCAGGCUUUUUGAGGUCAUGCCUAAGUUCAAUCCUAUAAAGAAUGGCCAUUCCUGUAAUUGCAGGAGAUGUGCCAUUGUUGGAAAUUCUGGGAACCUCAAAGGAUCAAAUUAUGGGCAGUUGAUUGACUCACAGGACUAUGUAAUAAGAAUGAACAGGGCAGUGACCAAGGGACAUGAGUCUGAUGUCGGCAAGAAAACCACGCACCACUUCAUGUACCCAGAGAGUGCCAAGGACCUCGAACCCAAUGUCCAUCUGGUGCUGGUCCCAUUUAAACCUCAUGACCUACUGUGGUUUGCAAAUGUCCUUACGAACAAAAACUUCUUUCUGACACACAGGAAACUGAAAGGUCACAUUACUGCUGAUAGCAACAAGGUCAUCAUCUUUCAUCCCGGCUUCUUUAAGUAUGUCCAUGACGAAUGGACUGAGCACCACGGAAGGUACCCAUCCACUGGGAUGCUGGCUCUCAUCUUUGGGCUUCACAUCUGUGAUCAGCUAUUGGUAUUUGGCUACGGUGGGGACAGGAACGGCAACUGGCAUCACUAUUGGGAAAACAAUCGAUUAGGUGGAGCAUUCCGUGUAACAGGAGUACACAACGCAACCUUUGAGAUGAAUAUCAUCACCCGUUUGGCAGAAAUUGGGAAAAUCCAACUAUACAGGGGCACACCUGCAGCUUCCUGAACUGAAAUGAAACUUUCACCAAACUAUACAGCUAUUCAUUGCAGAGGCUGGACCAAUUAGAAUGCACAGAAAAAUUCUGACAAUUGAGAGAACCUAAGACUAAUAGAACCAGAGAUAGUAGGAACUGCAGAUGCAAUGUCAGCUUUCCUGCUCCUCUGAUGCUGCUUGGCCUGCUGUGUUCAUCCAGCUCUACACCUUGUUAUCACUGAUAGAACCAGUUGUUUUCUUCCACUGGAGUUCUGUAAACGUCAGGUGAAAUAUUUUAAGAUUAAUUGAUGGUUUUGAGAAUAUCAGUUGCAGUUGCUUUGACUUAAAUUCUGUCCCCAAAUAAAAAUUGAUCCGUAAAAUUAAUGGCCCCGAUCCCUCAUUCUGGAUCAGGUGGCCACAGACUGGCAGGAUCCCAAAGCACUGACUCUGGUGUUUUGUGUUAUUUAAUCAUCCGGUGUAGGCAUCAAUGGCUUGAUCAACAUUUGUUGCCCAUUUCUAACUGCUGUUGAGGUGAUGAGUAUCUUCUUAAACCACUGCGACGCAUUGUGUGUUUAAAAUACAAUGAAGAUGCUUUCUCAGCCAUUUCAGUGGGCAGUUAAGGGUUAACUACAUUGCUUUGGGUCUGGAGUCACAUGCAGGCCAGACUGGGUAAGGGCAGCAGAUUUCCUUCCCUGAAGGACAUUCAUGAACUGGAUGGGUUUUUAAUGGCACUGGGUUGUUUUCAUGGUCACCUUUGCUGAUAUAAACUUUUUAUUCCAAAUUUAUUUAACUGAAUUCAAAUUGUGUAACUAUUGUGGUGGAAACAACUCUGGAUUACUCAGAGUAGCAUAAUUGCGAUGACACAGUUCAACAUAACUUGAACCCAACCUCCUCUUACUCCUCAUAAACUGGACAAAACCCGCUCAUCUCCUGCCUGCUAGCAGUCAUGGCCCAGACCCAUUUGCUGGCACUAGAUGACACUAGUGCUGACCAUCCAGUUGGUUUCACAGUGCACCAUUGUGGUGACGGAAAGUUAAAGUCAGACAAAGGUCACUUUCUUUGUGUUGUCCAAAUUGCAACUAAUCCAGAGAGACCAAUGAGGUCUGACCUAAGUCAGACGGAAGCAUACUGGCCACCACUUCGGGCUAUAGGCCCAGGACUCAAGGCUGUGGAUUAUGAGAGGAUUUUUGGAGCAUGGAAUAUUUUGGAUCAGGGCAAUAUAUUAACAGUAGGGACACAGCAUCAGUCUGAGCAAACAAAUAGAGGAGUAACAAACAGAACGGCCUCUUCCUAUGUUGUAAAUUUCUGUGAUUUUAGUCAUUAAUCAAUUUGAAGGAAUCAUUUCAACAGGAAAUCGAAAAGAAUGUUCACACAUUGAUGAAGAACUCACGCCACAGAUUUGCAAAUGUAUCCUGUAUACACCAAACUUUGAAAUCUCAAAGGAUCUAAGGUCUGGGAGAACUUUUUCCAUUUGAUGGACUAUUGACUAAAAAUCUAUAUUGGUUCUCAAAUAUAGAAGUAAAAGAGAGACACGAUAUGAGAGAAUAUUCCCCCUUAUUCCUUUAAUUUAAGGCUGCAGCAGUCACUACAAAGAAAACAAAAAAAUUACUAGAAUCCUUAUAACAACAAAGGAAAAGAGAUCAACUCUCAAACAACUGAACAAUCAAACAACUGUAGCAAUAGGGCUUUAAAGAGACAGUAUUCUUUAUGGUCAGCAUGCUGAGGAAUUUAUUCACAACAUUCAGAAAUCAGAUUUCUGCAAAUUAAGAACCCUUGUUACCAUUUUCAGCUGACUGGAAUCAGAAUCUGAUCCUAAUGUCCCAUUUCUUUGCUGCAAAGACUUUGCACAGGAUGGUGACGUCGCUGAAGUCAGUAUGGCUCAAUAGACAACCCUCCCCCACCAUUCAGUCAGAGACUCUAAAACAGAAGAACUCUUACAACGGCUAUCAUACUUGGAAGAUUUCAGUUGUCUGGAGUUCGUAUUGUGUCUUCGAACCCAAAUGCACUACUUAAGACAGUACAGUCAGGAUUGAACCACAGCGAAUCUUGAAAACAAACAUUAUUGCACCAGUUUGCUCUGGAGUGAGGUGGUAUGCUCUGGGAACAGUGACAAGAAGCAAACACUCAACUGCAUACUGAAACUUAUCUUCAGUGAGCUACAAGAAUUACCCAACUCACUGGCCCUUUCAGUACUGUCCUUAUUCCAAAACCAUUGUUUUAAAAGACCCAAAAUGAUAAAGCUAUAAAAUCCAGAAGAGAUUCAAUUGCUGAGCAGACUGAUGACUUUGACCUCAUGGUCAUGAUUAUCAGAGCAUUUAGGAGGGUGAAGUAGUUAUUUCUUGCAUGUAACUGGAGGGAAUUCUGACCGUUGCAAAAAAGGGAAAUUUAUUCAAUCGAAAUACAGGAGCUCAAAGACACAACACAACACAGUGAAGGCUCAUAGCCACAGUCAGAUUCUGGAGAAUUAGAUGGAAAUCAGGUUGCUGAAGCAAAUUUAAGAUUGGAAAAUGAGUCCAGUGGGUCAGCUCUUAAACACCUUGCAGUGACUGCUUUGAGCUUUUGCGGCCAGUGAGCUAGAUACAGGCAACUGGUGAACACCCCAACAAAACAAUGGAACGUAAGAGAAUAAAAUAAAUGAAUAGAUACUGAGGUUGAGUUUGCACCCAGACUCUCAGCUCGUCUAUUAACUUCUAACUUGAAGAUAUUCCCAGGAAGAUUUGCUAACUGUAGUUGGACUACAGACAGAGUAACAAAAUCCCAUUUACAAUCCUACUUACUGUUAACCAGCUAUCUACGCAGGACAAUUUAUGAUUUGACUAUACACUGUCAGGCCACAAAGAUCUUAACUGCUUUAUGUUAAUUUUAUACCAAUACCAAAACUUUUUAUAAAAAAAAACUUUGAAAGUUUGAUCUGGAUGUUUUUAAAUUAAACACUGCUUUGUUUACAGUCCCUUUGCAGUAUUUGGUUCAAUUUGUACCCAAAGGAAUACUGUCUCUUUAAAUCAUGUAAAUUUUAAUAAACAUUUCAUAAUCAAUAAUCUGGAAGAAAAUGCUUUAUGAAAAUUUGUCAAAAAAUAAUGACUUUUUCACUUUCCCACAUGGUAAGAUGGAGUAGAAAAUUGAAUUGUGAUUGGCAUACUUGCAAAUGAUUAACACAAUUGUCCAAAGUGUAUGGCAUUUGAUUAAAAGCUCUACCAAUUCCCUCUACCUACACCUAAGUAAACUGGUUUCUGUUCUAAAGUGCCAUGAUUAUGCAAAAAUACUCCUGUGUAUUUUUCUUUUGUGCUUAUUGAGGUCAGAGGUGAGAGUGUUGGGAAUGAAAUUGUGUCACUUUUGGCUGGCAGUGUUAGUAUUAAACACCCCUGCUUGGAAUAUAACUGACAUGAGAUUGAAUCAUGCUCUUUCCAGUGUGUCCCAAGCUGAAAGAUCACUCAGUAAACCAUACACUGUGCAAGGCUCCUCCAUUGCUCGUCCCGUUUCACUGCAGUCAUUUUGUAUUCCUUUAUUACUGCUUGUUCCCUCAGACUAUAAACAUGUUCAGACAAACCUGCUGGGAUGAUUUGUAAACCACUGAGAAUAAUCUUUUUCCUGGUUUUUCUCCAUCCUACCACUGGGAUAAGUAAACACAUGAUUCUCAAAUCUAAGAA
Rhincodon typus (whale shark) is the source of this 5067-nucleotide messenger RNA. RefSeq names its product CMP-N-acetylneuraminate-beta-galactosamide-alpha-2,3-sialyltransferase 2-like. Bases 470 to 1453 code for a protein of 327 amino acids. The transcript is spliced from 8 exons. NCBI's taxonomy places the organism in Eukaryota, Metazoa, Chordata, Chondrichthyes, Orectolobiformes, Rhincodontidae. Gene Ontology annotation, molecular function: beta-galactoside (CMP) alpha-2,3-sialyltransferase activity. The record is from RefSeq and is a predicted model, not a curated record.